GGGACAGGAAGUAGAGUCUGACUGAGUUCGGGUGGAAGGCGGCCACAGGAGGAGAGCAGGGUGCAGCGCCUGCAAGCUUUGGAGAGAGAGCCGCAAUGUUCCGGAUCGAGGGUCUCGCGCCGAAGCUGGAUCCCGAGGAGAUGAAGCGGAAGAUGCGCGAGGAUGUGAUCUCCUCCAUUCGGAACUUCCUCAUCUACGUGGCCCUGCUGCGAGUCACUCCAUAUAUCUUAAAAAAGUUGGACAGCAUAUGAAGAUUGGAAGCACACGGAUGCAUGGCAUGAAGAAUCUGGUGACAGUUUCUCCUCCUGUCUGCAGAUGAAUCGGCCCAGAAAGGUGUAAGACUGAUUGAAUAGACAUAAAAACUCUACUUGUUAAGACCAAGUCGGGCCUUGAGAACUGAUCUUCGUAGCUGAAAUAUAAAACUCUUUGGGAAGUGCGAAAUGAUGUCUUGUGGUCUGGUUGCCCUUGGGCCUGUGAGAGCCACCUCUGUGAGGGUUGAUGGAAUUGUAAAAACUAUCAAACUCUAA
This is a messenger RNA of Mesocricetus auratus (golden hamster), 527 nucleotides long. RefSeq names its product translocase of outer mitochondrial membrane 5 (gene Tomm5). NCBI's taxonomy places the organism in Eukaryota, Metazoa, Chordata, Mammalia, Rodentia, Cricetidae. Gene Ontology annotation, cellular component: mitochondrial outer membrane translocase complex. The transcript has 2 exons. Bases 96 to 251 code for a protein of 51 amino acids. The record is from RefSeq and is a predicted model, not a curated record.